Mugil cephalus (flathead mullet) is the source of this 1957-nucleotide messenger RNA. Its product is annotated as ATP synthase subunit beta, mitochondrial. Gene Ontology annotation, molecular function: ATP hydrolysis activity; ATP binding; proton-transporting ATP synthase activity, rotational mechanism. The record is from RefSeq and is a predicted model, not a curated record. Lineage: Eukaryota; Metazoa; Chordata; Actinopteri; Mugiliformes; Mugilidae. The transcript has 10 exons. Gene Ontology annotation, biological process: proton transmembrane transport; proton motive force-driven mitochondrial ATP synthesis. The coding region runs from base 67 to 1620 and encodes 517 amino acids.
CCUCAGCGGUCAUUCAUUAUAAAGCCUCAGCGUCUCCGUCUCUUUCCACCUUCAGCCAUUUUGACAAUGUUGGGAGCUGUGGGACGCUGCUGCACCGGGGCUCUGCAGGCUCUCAAGCCUGGGGCCCAGCCCUUGAAGGCUCUCAUCGGAUCCCCAGCCGUCCUUUCGCGCAGAGAAUAUGCCGCACCUGCCGCCGCCGCCAGCGUCGCCACCGGGCGCAUUGUGGCCGUCAUCGGUGCCGUCGUCGACGUCCAGUUCGACGAGGGCCUCCCUCCCAUCCUCAACGCCCUGGAAGUCGCCGGCAGGGAGUCCAGGCUAGUCCUGGAGGUGGCUCAGCAUCUUGGGGAGAACACGGUGCGUACUAUUGCUAUGGAUGGUACUGAAGGUCUGGUCCGUGGACAGAAAGUUUUGGACACCGGUGCUCCCAUCAGAAUCCCAGUGGGUCCCGAGACCCUUGGCAGGAUUAUGAAUGUGAUUGGCGAGCCCAUUGAUGAGAGGGGUCCAAUCUCCACCAAACAGACCGCCCCUAUCCACGCUGAGGCUCCUGAAUUCACAGACAUGAGCGUGGAGCAGGAGAUUCUGGUGACGGGCAUCAAGGUGGUGGACCUGCUGGCCCCCUACGCCAAGGGAGGAAAGAUCGGUCUGUUCGGUGGUGCUGGUGUGGGCAAGACCGUGUUGAUCAUGGAGCUGAUUAACAACGUGGCCAAGGCCCACGGUGGUUACUCCGUGUUUGCCGGCGUGGGAGAGCGUACCCGCGAGGGAAACGACUUGUACCAUGAGAUGAUUGAGUCCGGCGUCAUCAACCUGAAGGACACCACCUCCAAGGUGGCGCUGGUGUACGGACAGAUGAACGAGCCCCCCGGCGCCCGUGCCAGAGUGGCUCUGACCGGACUGACCGUGGCCGAGUACUUCCGUGACCAGGAGGGUCAGGACGUGCUGCUCUUCAUCGACAACAUCUUCCGCUUCACACAGGCCGGCUCUGAGGUGUCUGCCCUUCUGGGUCGUAUCCCCUCUGCUGUGGGUUACCAGCCCACUCUGGCCACUGACAUGGGUACCAUGCAGGAGAGAAUCACCACUACCAAGAAGGGUUCAAUCACAUCUGUGCAGGCCAUCUAUGUGCCCGCUGAUGAUUUGACUGACCCCGCCCCCGCCACCACCUUCGCUCACUUGGACGCCACCACUGUGCUGUCCCGUGCCAUCGCUGAGCUGGGUAUCUACCCCGCUGUGGACCCCCUGGACUCCACCUCCCGUAUCAUGGACCCCAACAUCGUCGGUGCCGAGCACUACGACGUCGCCCGUGGCGUGCAGAAAAUCCUCCAGGACUACAAAUCCCUGCAGGAUAUCAUUGCCAUCCUGGGUAUGGAUGAGUUGUCUGAGGAGGACAAGCUGACAGUGGCCCGCGCCCGCAAGAUCCAGCGUUUCCUGUCCCAGCCCUUCCAGGUGGCCGAGGUGUUCACUGGCCACUUGGGCAAACUGGUGCCCCUCAAGGAAACCAUCAAGGGCUUCAAGGCCAUCCUCGCUGGUGAGUACGAUCCCCUGCCCGAGCAGGCCUUCUACAUGGUCGGCCCUAUCGAGGAAGUGGUCCAGAAAGCCGAGAAACUGGCCGAGGAGCAUUCAUAAACAUCCAAACAACGUUGAGGGGAGUUGAAACAAAAGGAGAGGAGGGGCGGGGGUCCUGCAGUUAGGAGCACUUGGUUUGUAAAACAUGUCAAAAUGCAAAUGUACCUGUCUCGUCAUCUUAAGAAAAAAAGUUCUAUUUAAUGUUUCCAAUGAAAGAUGGAAUAAAACGUCUGUCUUUACAUAAAAAAAACAAACUUGUCUACUGUACAUUUCCUUUUAAUAGUUGAGACAUGGCUGUCCUCAUCUGCUCUGACCACAAGAUGGCGCACUGGAGCCGUGUUUAGCUUUCUGAUCUGUGUUGCGGCUUGUUGGUAUUGAAAUAAAAGGCGGACAAAGA